CACUCCUCCUCACAUAUAUGUGCAUUAUAUACAUCUCAAAUAUAUCGUUUCAGUAUACGUAUAUCCCUCUGCAAUUGACGAAAAUCUGGAAGGGAUUCAAUUACGUUCGUUUGGGUGCUGCUGUGAUAACCUGUUUGGUUCCUGAGAAAAUGGAGGGGGAUGAGGGGGGGAAAAAAAAAGAGCGUUGAAACUGUUUUAACUUUUUUGGGUUGUCUCAGUUUUUUGAUCUAGGUUAAAUUUCUGAGGUUGUGUGAGGAUGAAGUACGGAGAUACGAUUAGAGAGUAUAGUGCACUGAUUGAGUGAAGCUAGAGAGAUAUUCAACCCUACCACUCUGUUCAACUUCAAAUAUGCUAGGUCAAAUUGUUGACCUAGUUUUGAAAUUCACUUCUGAGUUUCAUUAAGUUAUGCCAAUAGUUCAGAUUGCUGAAUUUUGAAAAAUUUCGAGGAAUGUCAAAUUUUUGGGCAGUCUUAUAAGAUUUUGGCCAAUUCCUGUGUCUAAUUGUCAUUGAGAAGUUUUUUUAUAUGAAUUUUUUUUGGGUAUGUUGGUCAGGGAUGGGUGGCUAGCCUAGGGGCUCCUCAACUAAACUCCUCCCCGAUCUGGUCAAAGGCAGGUCAUUUACGUCAAGCCUAAGGAAUUCACCGGAACUUACUUUCUUGCGAUUUAGUCCAAGCAGUGUUUUAAAUGGUGAAAAGCGCACCGAGGCGUCAAGGUCCCCUAGAGCUUUAGCGCAAGGCGAGAAGCGCACUUUAUUGACGCAAAGCGCAAAUUUUUAUUUUUUUGCUGGGCAGCGAGGCACGAUUUAUUAGAACAAGUUUUCUACACAAACAGUGUUUCAAUUUUUUUGCGGUCUAGCCCAAGUAGUGUUUCAAAAUAUUUUUUUUGUUGCUUGCCUCGCCAUGGUGCGAGGCACGCGCUUUUUAAAUCACUGAGCCAAGAGUCGAUCCCAUUCAAUUGUGGGGGGAGCACCCCACCGACUACCUGGACUAACCCUCAAGGUUCUUGUGCAUUUUGUUGUACAGAGUAAAUGUCUCGGCACAAAAACUUAUCUGAACUAAAAAGUACAUGUAAGAAUGUUACUCGGAGAAUUGAAAAACUUGUGAGGACUGAGGAAUAAAAUGAUGGCUAAUCAGUAGAGGAAUGGUCCUAGGCCGGGCUUGCAGGAAUUGUGUUCCCAUAGCAAGAUCUGCUUGUUUUGGAGCUACACAUACUUCCUAUUUGGAUGACUGCUGGUUUGAAGGUUGAUUGUAGGAGCUUUAAACCAUUUAAGUGCGAAGGAGAUAGGCAUUUUUACGGAAAGCUGUAUGAAAUGUUGAAGGGAAAAUGUCUAAAGGAACACUAACUGUUUUGGAUCACAACUUAGACAGUUAAUCAACAUACUUCUCAAUAGAAAACCGUCGUCAUACAAUACAAUAAACCAAAUAUAAUCAGGUUGAUGUCGUGUCUUAUUGCCGUGACGGUGUAGAUCAGCUAGGAAAAACCACGAGGUUUGAAGACUUGAGGAGGGGGCCCUCGUUGCUUAUACGUGAGCACGUGGAGAUAUAUGAUUGGUCCACUUGUCACGUACGAGGCUAACACGUGGCGACAUGCCUAUAGGAGAUGUGGUGAUUGUGUGGAGAUACUACAGCGUAGGAGCCAGAUCUCUGUACCCUCGAUUUCUUGCAUUGCGUUUUUUAGUGCAGCUACUUAAGUACUUUCCUUUGAUUGUCUCUUGGAAACAAUAAAAUAUUCUUGGUUUCAUGGGUUUUCAUGUACUUCCCCGCUAGAAUCAUACUUGUCCAUUAGAUCACGGCAGCAUUAACACUCACGAGCCAAAGCAUUCUCUUUCUCUUAUGAUUAUGGACCAUCUAAUGUUGAAACAUAUUUAUUGCUGGUAGCCUAGCAUUUCUUCUUUUUUUCAUACACUUUGCUCAUAUAUAUCCCGCUGGUGUUGCUUGUAAGGUUGAGGCUCGUGAGUGUUGAUUGUGUGCACCUUAACUUCCUUAAAGUUUAGCGUGUAUUUAUGAAUGUCAAUCAGAUUGUUCCAUACAUUGCUGUUGUUGGCACUCUUUUUCUCUGUCAUUAUUGUGGUUGAUCUACUUCAUUUCCUCAAUUGGUAGUUCCUGAAAAUUGUUUGCUGACUUUGAUCUUAUGUCUGGUUUUAGCAAGUAUAGAGGACGGAAGGGCAUCUGCAUCGUCAUGGUUCGAGAAAAAGAUGUUUGUUGGGAAUAUGCCGAUAAGUUAGAUGGUAACAAGGUGAGAUGCAAAUUCUGCUUCAGAAUUCUAAAUGGCGGCAUUAGCAGAUUAAAGCAUCAUCUUUCACGGAUUCCUAGUAAAGGUGUAAAUCCAUGUAGCAAAGUAAGGGAUGAUGUCACUGAUAAGGUGAGGGCAAUAAUAGCAUCAAAGGAUGAUGGCAAAGAGAAUUCUAUUGCUAAGAAGCAAAAGCCAGUAGAUGCAAAAUCUCCUGUAAAUUCUUCUGCAAGCAAGUCCCUCAUUUCCAUGGACACGCCAUCUCCCAUUGCCAAAAUAUUUCCACCCCUCACAAUGGUGGCCUCUUCCCCUGCAACAAACGACCAAGAAAAUGCAGACAGGAGUAUUGCUUUGUUCUUUUUUGAGAAUAAACUGGACAUCAGUGCAGCUCGUUCGUUGUCGUACCAGCUCAUGAUUGAUGCAGUUGGAAAAUGUGGUAUCGGAUUUAGGGGUCCAUCUGCAGAAACCCUGAAGACCAUUUGGCUGGACAGGAUCAAAUCUGAAGUGAGCUUACAGACAAAAGACAUUGAGAAAGAAUGGGCUACAACAGGUUGUACUAUAAUUGCCCAAACAUGGACAGAUAACAAAUCAAAAGCUCUGAUCAACUUCUUUGUUUCAUCUCCUUCCAGAACCUUUUUUCACAAAUCAGUAGAUGUAUCUUCACAUCACAAGAACAUAAAAUUCUACCCUGAUUUGUUUGAUUCCGUACUACAAGAUUUUGGCCCAGAGAAUGUUGUGCAGAUAAUUGUGGAUAAUAAUCUCAACUGCAUUGGUUUAUCAAACCAUCUCCUGCAGAAUUACGGAACCAUGUUUAUGUCCCCUUGUGCUUCCCACUGUGUGAAUGCGAUUUUGGAGGAGUUUUCUAAGGUAGAUUGGGUGAACAGAUGCAUAUUGCAAGCACAAGCUAUUUCCAAGUUUGUAUAUAACAACUCAGGGGUUCUUGAUCUGAUGAAGAAGUUCACGGGGGGACAAGAAAUCAUUAAGACUGGUAUCACAAAACCCGUUUCCAACUUUCUUUCGUUGCAGUCUAUAUUGAAGCAGAGGUCAAGAUUGAAGCAUAUGUUCAACAGCCCUGAGUUUUCUUCAAAUCCUGUUUAUGCAAAUAAAUCUCAAAGCAUAACUUGUAUUGAAAUACUUGACGAUGGUGAGUUCUGGAGAGCAGUUGAAGAGUGUGUUGCUUUUUCUGAGCCAUUCCUGAAAGUGCUAAGGGAAGUAUCUGGACGGAAACCCGCCAUGGGAUAUAUAUAUGAGCUGAUGACCAGAGCCAAAGAGUCGAUAAGGACAUACUACAUUAUGGAUGAGAUUAAGUGCAAGACAUUUUUAGAUAUUGUUGAUAAAAAUUGGCACAACCACCUCCAUUCACCUCUCCAUGCAGCAGCUGCAUUUUUGAACCCUAGCAUCCAGUAUAAUCCCGAAAUCAAGUUUCUUCGGUCUAUAAAGGAAGAUUUUUUGAGAGUUCUGGAGAAGCUACUACCCACACCUGAAUUAAGACGAGACAUUACCAAUCAGAUUCUGUUGUUUACAAGGGCAACCGGGAUGUUUGGUUGUAACCUUGCAAAGGAGGCAAUUGAUACAGUCUCACCUGGGCUUUGGUGGGAACAGUAUGGUGACGCUGCUCCGACAUUGCAACGAGUUGCCAUUAGAAUACUCAGUCAGGUUUGCAGCACUCCUACAGUAGAGAAGCAGUGGAACACAUUUAAGCAAAUACACUCAGAGAAGCGCAACAAGAUUGAUAAGGAAACACUGAAUGACCUCGCCUACAUAAGUUACAACCUCAAGUUGUCUAGAUCAACAAAGUCCAAGUCUCCAGAAUCCGACCCACUUCAACUUGAUGACAUCAAUAUGACUUCAGAGUGGGUAGAGGAAGCUGAAAGUUCAAGCCCCACUCAAUGGCUUGACCGAUUCGGUUCUGCUCUGGAUGGGAGCGACCUGAAUACGAGACAGUUCAGUGCUGCUAUAUUUGGUGGCGCCGACUUAUUCGGUUUGUAGUCUUGCAACCCCUUGAGGUAGUUGGUAUUCUUAAUUUCGUUUUAAGUUUUCGCCUUUUGCAAUCUUGCAUUCAUAGAAUUUGUUGUAUGAGUAGUUAGUUUGACAGCAAGUCAGUUUUCUUUACUUAUUGCAGUGGCUUGAUAGUUCUUGCCUUCUUGUAGAUAUUAGGUAGGUAUGUUUGCUUGUAAAACAAUCCACCAGCUAGACAAGUACGCUUAUCGCUUUGUAUUCCCUUGUAAUUAUGGAGUUAGGAUCCUCUCAUGUGACGAUAUCGCGUGAUCCCACAUGCACAAAAUUAGAUCCACUGUGGUCCCAUUUGA
Messenger RNA from Rhododendron vialii, 4537 nucleotides. RefSeq lists its product as uncharacterized. The coding region runs from base 2130 to 4217 and encodes 695 amino acids. Lineage: Eukaryota; Viridiplantae; Streptophyta; Magnoliopsida; Ericales; Ericaceae. The transcript is spliced from 3 exons. The record is from RefSeq and is a predicted model, not a curated record. Gene Ontology annotation, molecular function: DNA binding; protein dimerization activity.